This is a messenger RNA of Monosiga brevicollis MX1, 2178 nucleotides long. RefSeq lists its product as uncharacterized. The record is from RefSeq and is a predicted model, not a curated record. The coding region runs from base 1 to 2178 and encodes 725 amino acids. Gene Ontology annotation, molecular function: microtubule binding; ATP binding; microtubule motor activity. Lineage: Eukaryota; Choanoflagellata; Craspedida; Salpingoecidae. The transcript is spliced from 15 exons. Gene Ontology annotation, biological process: microtubule-based movement.
AUGUUGGGUUUUUUCUUCUUUCUUUCUCGCUCUCUCUUCCUCCCGCAGGGCAAGUCUGGCGGAGGGGACAACGUCAUGGUGUGCGUGCGAGUGCGCCCCAUGAAUAAGAAGGAACAGGCCAAAGGCUUUGCCAAUAUCACCACCAUUGAUCAGGCUCGCGGCACAGUGACCAUUGCACCACCAAAGCAAGAUGCUCCUCCCAAGACCUACACUUUCGAUUGCUCCUUCCCCUCGGACGUGCGACAGCUCGACGUGUACAACAAGGUAGCCCGACCCAUCGUUGACUCGGUGCUCGAAGGUUACAAUGGCACGGUUUUUGCGUACGGUCAGACCGGUACCGGCAAGACAUUCAGUAUGGAAGGUGAUCGCUCCGUGCCAGAGCUCAAGGGCAUCAUUCCCAACAGCUUUGCGCAUAUCUUUGGUGAAAUCUCCAAGGCUGAGGGCCAAACGCAGUUUCUGGUGCGGUGUUCCUACCUUGAAAUCUAUUGCGAAGACGUCACAGACCUCUUGGGCAAGGACCCUACGGCCAAGCUUCAGGUCAAGGAGCACCCUGACACUGGCGUCUACGUCAAGGGUCUGUCUGAUUACUCGGUCAAGAGCGUGGAGGAGAUGGAAGCCAUCAUGACGCGUGGCAACAAAAACCGCUCGGUCGGCGCUACUAAUAUGAAUGAGCACUCGUCGCGCUCUCACGCCAUCUUCACCAUCACUGUCGAGCGCUCUGAACCCGGCCAGGAUGGUGAGGAGCACGUCCGAAUGGGCAAGUUGCACUUGGUGGAUCUCGCGGGCUCCGAGCGCCAAUCCAAGACUGGUGCGGAGGGAGAUCGUCUCAAAGAGGCAACCAAAAUUAACUGGUCCCUUUCAGCGCUGGGCAAUGUCAUUUCAACACUGGUGGAUGGCAAGAGCAAACAUAUUCCUUAUCGUGACUCGAAACUGACUCGUUUGCUUCAAGAUUCCUUGGGUGGCAAUGCCAAGACGCUCAUGAUUGCCACGUUUGGCCCUGCGGAUUACAACUACGAGGAGACCAUCUCCACCUUGCGCUAUGCAGACCGUGCCAAGCGCAUCAAGAACAAGCCGAAGAUCAACGAGGACCCGAAGGAUGCGCUGCUGCGCCAGUAUCUCGAGGAGCUACAGGAGCUCCGUGCUCAGCUGGAAGGUGAAGGCGGGUACGUUGGCUCUGACGAUGAUGAAGACGAAGAGGAGGAUGAUGAGGAGGGCUCGGGUGCUGUUGGUUGGGACGGUCAAAAACUGCGCAAGCCUCGCCGAAAAAGCCGUGGCAAGAAACGGCCCAUCUCGCCCUCAAAGGUCAAGCAGAUUCAGGCAGAGAUUGAUCGUGAGCGAGAAGCCCUCAAGCUGCAAUCAAACAUGGCCGCGGAGGAGAAAACCAAAGCCGAGCAGGCUCUGAGGUCUCGAGAGCAAGAUCUUGAGCGACAACGUGCUGAGCGUACCAAACUGCAGCAACAGGUGGCCGCGGUGGAAUCCAAACUGGUUGUGGGUGGCGUCAAUCUGCUCGACAAAGCCAGCAAGCAACAAGAAUUGCUUGAACGCGCUCAGACAGAGUUGCAAGCACGCGAGGCCGAGCAGAUGGUUAUUGCCCAAGCUCUGGACGACGUGGAGCAAGAGCAACUGGAUCUCGAACAAAAGUACAGCAGCCUUGAGGAGGAGAAGGAGGGCAAGUCAAAAAAGCUCAAGAAAGUCUACGACAUGUACCUUUCGGCCAAGGCAGAGAUGAAGGAGUUGGAAGAUGAUUUCAAUCAGCAGCUGGAAGGGCUGAACGACAUCUGUGCUGGCAUCGAGCUUGACGUAGAGCUGUGCGACAUGAUUCUGAGUCGCUGGGUUCCUCCCGAGUACCAGAACGUGAUCGAGCGCCUCGCGGUAUGGAACGAGGCCAUUGGUGAUUGGCAGAUUCCGGCACUGCCACACACGGGCAACAACAUUCUCAAGACGAAUCCACAGCCGGUUGAGCGAGCGCCGACACCGGUGCGUGCUCGCUGCUUCGACACUUGGUCCCACUCGCACGCACGUGAAUUUUGGCUGGCCUUGUCGUUGGGGUCCGACGCGCUGACCAUCCUUGUGUGUCUCUGCUUCAGCCCAUGGAAGUGCACGUUCAGCCACAGCUCAUGCAGUAUGCUUCAACUGUCACAAGUGACGCCUCGACGCGGUGAGAGUUUUCCUGCUUGA